This is a messenger RNA of Cuscuta campestris, 1520 nucleotides long. The record is from the annotation of a GenBank genome assembly. NCBI's taxonomy places the organism in Eukaryota, Viridiplantae, Streptophyta, Magnoliopsida, Solanales, Convolvulaceae.
AAUCCAAUCAUAAAAAGAGAGAAAAAAACCCACUCUUUAUCAAGAAGAGAGAGUUUUUUAGGGGAAAAAACCAAUCUUUCUAGAUCCUCAAGAAGAUUUAGAUUUGUGGUGUAAAGUUCGAGUCUUUGAUUCCAAGAAUCAGCAGAGAGGAGUGGAGAUGGAGAGUGAUCUGAAUCUGAGGGCCACCGAGCUAAGACUGGGCUUGCCCGGAACUGAAGAGUGCGAGAAAGAAAUGGCUUCAUGUCCCAAGAACAAGAACAAAAGAUCCUUUCUUGUUGAAUCAGGCGGUGAAGAAGACUGUGAAUCCAAGGCCAACAAUGAUUCUGCUAAAACUUCCCCAGUUUCCAAGGCGCCAAUAAUAGGUUGGCCACCAGUGAGAUCAUACAGGAAGAACAAUCUGCAGGUGAAGAAGGCAGCAGAUUCAUCUGAGAGUGGAAUGUUUGUGAAGGUGAGCAUGGAUGGGGCUCCAUACCUGAGAAAGAUUGAUCUGAAUGUGUACAGUGGGUACCCAGACCUGCUCAAGGCUUUGGAGGCCAUGUUUAAGCUCUCCAUUGGUCAGUACUCUGAGAGGGAGGGCUACAAAGGCUCUGAAUAUGCACCUGCUUAUGAGGACAAAGAUGGUGACUUGAUGCUUGUUGGUGAUGUCCCCUGGGAGUAAGUUUUUAUAAAACCUUAUACAAUAAUUAACCAAGAUUUACACUGUUAGUGUUUCAUAUACAAUGCAAGAUUGUCUCUCUAAUGGUGUCAACUUUGGUUGGGCUUUUGUUGGAUUAGUUUAUUGACAUGAAUGAAAGCACAAUUACAGCUCCAUUUUUGAGAAAUUUGGUGAAAUAGCUAUGAAAACAUGAUCUUUUUUGGGUCAGUUAGCAAGUUUAGGAACAUAGUUUCUUUCAAAACAGUUGAUUAUGCUAAGAUUUAUGGAGCUAAUUUGGAUCUGAUAUUGGGAAUUGCAGAAUGUUCUUGUCAUCAUGCAAGAGGCUGAGAAUAAUGAAAGGAUCAGAAACCAGAGGAUUGGGUUGUGGGAAUUGAAGAUCAAGAAACCAAAGAAGUGAUAUGAAAUGAGUGGAAUUUGAAGAUCUUUGUGUCUCUCUGGCAGGGAAUUGAUAAAGAUAGGUUCUUUGCAAGAUUGGGUUCUCAGAUUUACAAGAAUCACAAAAAUUUGUUUUGAAAUCUUUUUUUUUCUCUUUUUUUUUUGUAUCGUGAAAUACCCAUUCCAUUGGGGCUUUCUUCCACUCAGAACUGUUAUUAUUAUUAUUAUUAUGAUGAUGCUAUUGUUUUUGGUUUAUUUCAAUUUUUUGAGUCGUGUAAAUGUAUGUUAUCACGAAAAAAAAGCAUGCGUGCGUGGUUUCAAGAUGUUUUUGUUUUUUGGAAUAAUGAAGCCAACCAAAAUAGAAAUAUGCAACAAAGUUUGGUGGCUUUGUGUGAUCCAAAAUUAUUAAUUGUUGUAUUCCAUAAAGUCGACCGAGUAAAAACAUGUGAAUAUGAUUAUAUAUUAUCGGUAAGAAAUGAUAUUUUACUUU